CUGACUUCACACAGCCACAGCAGGGUGACCGCAGCAGCCAGCAUCUCACAUGAUAUCAGCAUCUAAAUGCAGCGAGGUAGUGGACAUACAAGCGCGAGUACGAUAGGCUACUAUCUGAAUUGGUAUAAUCGUGUGGGAUUUUGCUUUUCAUAGCCUAACAUGAACCCUCCAUGACAGCCGAUAUGCGUUUCCUCCGAGCUUUUCCCCUGCUAGGGAUACUGCUGUUGCCUGCAGCCGCGGAUUCGGAUGAUUGGGACUUUUUCAGUAGGACUACUAAGGAAGUAUGCCCCGGCCAGCCUACCAGCAUCCCUGGUCCCGGCCCUACUCCUGCUGACAAAGAAUAUGAUCUAUAUUUUAAAUCUCAUUUACCUGGGAGCUAUGACGUGCAGAUCACAGAUGCCAAUGGUACUCUAAACCCCUACUAUGUGUUGAAAAAACGUUCGUUCUUUAGUGGCUUAAGAGUGGAUAUUCCAGAGGUAAUGAGCCAUCAAGUUGGAGUGUACCACUGGAAAGGUCACAGAUUUCCUAUGUUCCAUAUGUUCAAAACUACAGAAAUAAUUCUGAAAGACUGCUCUGUCCAUCAGGAAUUGAGUUACGGAACUGCGUUCAAGAUGGUGAUACCCAUCCAGGCCACAAAGUUGGAGUUCACCCCAUCCGGCUCAAAGGACCAAAGGAUCCUGUGGAGCCGCACCAACGCAGACUUUGCAAAUGGAGAGGGUGGCACCACGGAGGGACACGUUUGGCUUGCUAACGAGAUACGCUUUGCUGACGCAGGCCUAUACACUUUCCGCAGAGAGAGUGGGGGAGAAAUCUCCAGCAUGACUGUAAAAGUUACAGAAUCUGAGAGGUUUCAUGAUCUGUCUGAGAGUGACUCGUGGGAAGAAAGGUUGGCAGUGCCUGUAUCGGAGGCAGUGGUCACAUUUGUCGACAGCCAGAAGAGGAAGCACGUGAUCUUCAAGAACCGUAUGGUGACCCAAGACGCGUUGAAGAUUUUCGGGGGUCGGCUGUCUGUUACAGCGAAGCCUGACGCACUGCAGUUAAACAUGAAGAACGCCAACUCCGGGACUGUCGGGCGGUACGAGGUUACCGUGAAGGAAGGUAGAGCGUUUGUCAUCCAUGUCAGUGAUGGUGAUGAUGAGGAUGAUGCAGACGAUGGACUGUCAUUUGAAGAUCCAAUGGUCCAAUGGCUUUUAGGCAUUGCUGCCAAUAUCCUCUUAGUCACUCUCUUCUGCUGCGUUGCGAGAAGAUGCUGUAAAGGUCUGAAGAGUGCACUCCCCCCUGCUGAAGGUGUUGAUUGCCCAGUCGUUGAAAGGCCUACCCCUGCCCCAAGGCCUGACCCAGCCUACCAACCAGGGGCUCGAAGUCAAGUGGAAAGCUCUCCAACAGCACCCUGUUACGACGGCCCUCCACCUGCUCGAAGUCAAGUGGAAAGCUCUCCAACAGCACCCUGCUACGACGGCCCUCCACCUUCUUAUGAAGCGUUGAUGGGCAAUGUGCAGUCCUGGUGGGCCAGAGGACCUGUGCCCAUGUGCCCUCCAUAUACCCCUCUUUCUCCUGACUCUCCUCCUGAGGCCAGAGCUGGCGCUGGCGCUGAUGCUGCUGAGCCUGCUGCUGCUCCCUCCACUGCUGCUCCCCCUGCUAAGGACGGUGCCCCUCCUGCUGCUCCUGCUGCCUCCCCCACCCCUACUGCAUCCAGCAUCCCUUCAGCUCCAGACUACCAGUACCAACCUGGGGGAUUGUCUGGGACCACGGGUGACUUUCUCUCUGGCUCUCCACUCAACACCGAUACAAGUGAUACCACUGUCUACGUCUCAGACAAGCUUGACAUCUAAAGGUGGUAGUAACGGUAGUGGUCUUUAAAACUCAUUUUCAUGUUUUAUUUUUUUAUAUAUAUUUUACUUCUGUACGUUAUUGUCUUUUUAUCUAACAACCAAAGUGCUCAAAGCUGACAAUAAAAAUCAGUGGCCUCUUUUAGCAGUUCUGUGCAUUCCCACACCAUGGAAGAGUAGAACGCGCUUCACCAACCUUAGAAGAUAAAUAGACAGAAACAUGAAAGGUUGCCUUCCACAGGAAAGAACCAUUUAACACUUUUUGAAAUGUGGUCACACCAAAGUGGUAUCUUAUCUCCACCACUUGCAUUUCACAUUGAUAGGACAUACACAUUUGAGCGAAUCACAGAAGGCGAAUUGUCAUAUGGCCUGGAAUGGCACAAAGAAGCAAGAUCUUUGGGAUCAAUUCCGGUCUCCUAAAUGGGUAUAACUUUUAAAAUAUUCCCUAUUUAACUCCUUUCAUUCGAAAACAUGCAGCUUGGAACCUUACAUCAUAUUGAUUCUGGAAGAAACUCGAUGUCGAUGAACGAUGUCCUUCUUAUUAAUCGUCUAGAAUCUCAAACAGAAGCACCUUAGCUUUUUGUUUAACCAAUCCCAGCACACAAUGCAUUUAUCAAUAGUAGAGACCACUUGCCUGGUUAUCACCAGACCAAAUCGCGAGCGAGAUAAGGUCUGGAGACCUGCCUAGUAGUCAGUCCCUAUUAUAAAUACCGUAGGGGCUGUGUGGUUUGCGAUUGACAACGGCUGUUUUUUCAGCUAAGAGAUGACGGCUGUUUUCCAAGGCUAACAGAUCACUGCAAAUAUAAUACAUGAAAUACAAUGCAAGGCGAUCUUUGAAAGUAAGACAAUUGGCAAAGGCGGAAUUGUAUUUCACACAAUGGGGUCUACCACAGCCAGAGCUCAUGGUAUCAUGUGAGUGUGGUGCCUGAAACCGUAACUCAGUGGUUUUUGUGCCGUGACACCCCUUUGGGCCUAAGAAUAUUUUCAUGACCCUUCCAUAUUCCAAAUGUCGAACAUUUUUUGUCCAUUAUUAUUGCUACAUUUUAAUUUUAAAUUCACAGCAAAAAUAAAUAAAUGUAUUAAUCAUAUAAGUGAAUACUCUUACUAACCAAUUUAUGGACUAGACUAACUGUUGACCUGUGGUUUUCCACGUUUUUGUGCAAAGUCCCCCUUCCCAUACGCAGUACGUCGGCGACUCCGAAUGGGGCGUUAUUUGGUUGGUUGUAAUAGAGUAGACGCGUAUUAAAAUGUUAGCAGCUAGCUGCACUCAUUCAGUUCAUUGAUGCUAACAUGCUAGCUUCACUGGACUCAAAGAAUGGCUGGAAGAAGGCCGGUUAUAUAUUUUCUGUUACCAGAAUGGCAGUGACAAAGUCAUUAAUAUAUUACUAAAGACUAAAAAAAGUGUAAUGUCAUCAUAAUACUGUAGUGUAGUACAGAAGUUCCAGCCCUUUCCAGCUUGGGGCCCACUUGAAAUUUUCCAUAAAUGUUCGGGGUCCAUCUCUGACCCAGUAAGCCAUAAAGCUCAAAUAAUUAGUCAACAGCAACACACACAGAUAUUAUUGAGAAUUUUAGAAAAUUAUUUCAAGGCUCACUUGGAAUAUCUUCAGGGCCCACGGUUUGAGAAUCAUUGGUUUAGUACUAUUAUAAUGAAGUCUUUUUAAUGGCAAGUGCUGGCAGAACGGUGCGCAUUACGAGACAACACCAACAUAAGGGAACAUGUAGGCCUACGUAGCAAAGCCCUCCAUAACAAAAUCACAGGAUUCUUAUUAGUGGUGUCAACAAUUCGAUUCGGCAAUGCAUCGCAAUGCGGGGGCGGGGCAAUUCAAUUCAAUGCGGCAAGUGUCAUAAUCUGUGUGGCAUAUUUUUUCAAGUUUCAAUUACUUCCGUGUAUAUUUCCGGAGCAAAUGAAUGUUAAAUUAAAUAAAAGCACUUCAAAGCAUUGCAAACUGUAAGACUGAUACAGAAAACAGCCAAUAAAAUGUUGUUCAAAAUAUGACAGCUUUUAUUGCCUCAUCAUGCCUGAUGAAAACAUGUCUUUGCUCUCAGUAGAAAUGUUAUGUAUUGCGAUGCAUCGUCGAAUCGAAUCAAAUCGCUACCUCCCGAAUCGUAAUCGAAUCGAAUCGUGAGGGCAGUGCCAAUGCACACCACUAAUUCUUAUGCAGCUUAACUACUGUUAACACACACACACACACACAUUGGAUGGAAUCCUUUGCAAUACUCGCAUUACAUUGGACAGAAUCCUUUGCAAUACUCGCAUCACAUUGGACAGAAUCCUUUGCAAUACUCGCAUUAAAACGCCAUAUUGCACACCUCUAUGGAAAUGGUCAUACACAUUUCAGGGCGAGUUGCAAGUAUUUAGAUGCUCUGAAAAUCAGAUGACAAGAUAAGAAAUUAAAAAGAAAGUAUGAAGUUAGAAGAAAAUAAAAAUAUAGACAAUAAUAGAUGCAAUUUGCUACCUCACAAAAUGUCAGCUGUCAAUCAAAAACAGAUGUCAAUGACCAUGUUUUUUUCCUUCUAUACUAUACAGUAUGUGACGUGGUCAUAUGCCUCACUGAAGCUUAAGAGACUCAACCUCACAAGUUAGUUAGCAGACAAAGACAAAACUGAAUGCAAGGAAACUAUUUCAUAAUUGAAAAGCUCGAUGCCUAAAGUAGAAAGAC
Molecule: messenger RNA, 4489 nt
Organism: Engraulis encrasicolus (European anchovy)
Lineage: Eukaryota; Metazoa; Chordata; Actinopteri; Clupeiformes; Engraulidae
Exons: 12
Coding region: 171-1832 (553 amino acids)
Source: RefSeq, a predicted model, not a curated record